AUGCCUGGUGUUGGAGAGGCAGGAGACAACCGCGUAUCCACGGGCACCACAACAGCACCUCCCUCGUACGAGGUUUCGAUCGACCUGGGACAGAUCAUCAAGGACACGGGCGAUGGAAUGGCUCUGUUGCGUCGCGAUUUCUAUCAUGUCAAGGCACAUGCAGAAGUCGUGCCUCAUUUGGCAAGCUCAAUCUCCAGUCUGCAGCAGGAAGUGGAGGACUUGAAGGCGAUGAUGGAUAUCAACAUGAAGGCCAUGUGCGAGCGGCUGAAAGUGCCGUUCACGAGCUGUGAAGAGGUGCAGAGCAGCAGACGGCGAGAAGAGGCUGCAGCACUCGCGGGAAGCCGUUGGCAGCGAAGAGUCGACUAUAAAGCGCAGUCAUCCGCGCCGAUGUGGAAAGCGAGCAGAAGAGGGAGUGGAGGCAGUGAGUGA
This is a messenger RNA of Sphaerulina musiva SO2202, 429 nucleotides long. RefSeq lists its product as uncharacterized. The record is from RefSeq and is a predicted model, not a curated record. Lineage: Eukaryota; Fungi; Ascomycota; Dothideomycetes; Mycosphaerellales; Mycosphaerellaceae. Bases 1 to 429 code for a protein of 142 amino acids. The transcript has a single exon.